Molecule: messenger RNA, 1452 nt
Organism: Ichthyophthirius multifiliis
Lineage: Eukaryota; Ciliophora; Oligohymenophorea; Hymenostomatida
Product: PX domain protein
Exons: 6
Cellular component (GO): intracellular membrane-bounded organelle
Molecular function (GO): phosphatidylinositol binding; protein binding
Source: RefSeq, a predicted model, not a curated record
AUGGAAAAUAUUGAAAAUUUUGUUUAAAACUUUAAUGUAAUAAAAAAACUUUAAAUCAAAAAAAACAAAAAAAAAUAAAAGAUAGAAGUUACUUAAAUAGAUGAAAGAGAAAAUGGCGUUGUAUAUUAUAAAAUGGAAUGUGAAUUAAAAGACAAUAAUAAAACUUGGUAAUUGCAAAAAAGGUUUGCAGAAUUCGAAGAACUCCAUUUAAAAUUGACAAAAUAAACAUUAAACCUUCCAUAUUUACCCCCGAAAAGUUUAUUUAAAUUGCAGUAAUCAGACUUAAAAAAGAGAAAAACAGAUCUAUAAAAAUAUUUAAGAGCAUUAAUAUUAAGACCAGAUAUACGAUCAAAUGAAACGUUCACAUAUUUUGUUUAAUUAGACAAAUAUACAACAGUUCAAAAGCCCUUAAGCUACAAAUAAUUAGGUUAAAUAAAUAAUUUACCUAUGAAUGUUUAGGAUAUACAUUAUGAAGAUAAUUAAGGAGUAAUAUUAGUAUCAAUAGGAGAAAAUAAUUUAAAAUAAAAAAUAACAGGAUUCCUAAAUAACUUUUUUGGAAAUAUAAGUUAAAAAUCAUAAGAAGUUUAGGGAAAAGUUAUUUGCUUUAAAUCUAAAAAUCCUUAUGUUUUUGAUUUCUAAAAAUAAUGGGAAAUAGAUUUAUUUUCAUGUCCGUAAGUUAUGGCUUAUGAUGAAAAAUUAAGUAUUUUAGCAGUUGGGCUUUAUAAUGGAGAUAUUUAAUGCUAUAGAGUUUAAGUAGAAAAAGGAUAUUAGGGAUAUGAAGAUUAUUGUAUAAUUAAAAGACAUACUGAAGAAAUUACAGGAAUUCAUAUUGAUUUUAGUAAUGCUUAGGUCUAUUCGAUUUCUAAAGAUAAGUCUUUGGUUAUUACUAAUAUUUCUAAUAGUGAUCAAUAAUUUAGAGUUGAUGAAAAAAUGCUUGAAAAUUAAUUAACUGCUUUAUGUUUAGACAGUAUUAAUGAAAGAAUAUUUUUAGGAGAUAGUGUUGGGAAUAUAUUUGUUUAUUCAUCUAUUCACCCUUAUUAACAUAUAAUAAGUUUCAAAUCCGAAUAUUAUAGUACCAUUUCUUCUAUUUAUAUAUCCAAAUAAAAAAAUUAUAUACUUUUUGGAUUUAAAAAUGGAUAUAUUAGAGUAUAUGAAUUAAAAAAAAAAGGAAGUGUAUUAAAAAAUUAAAACUAUUAUUUAUAUAAAUUAAUAAAAAUAAGGAUAUUGUUAUUAAUCCUAUAUCUCUUAUCUAAGGACCUGAAUAAAUAAAUUGUGUUUACUUUUCUUUAAAACAUAGAGAAAUAUAUACUAAUUGUGUCAAUAAUCUAUUAAUAUUAAGUUCUUCUCAUAAUUAACCAAUUUAUAGUAUUAAUGCUCAUAAAGAAUUAUUAAAUAAAAUGAGAUAUGCGGAAGAUAGAUAAAUAUUCGUUACUUGUAGUAAAGAUUAAAGCG